GUGGGAUGUGGGAUAAGGCACAACGACCAUGCCAGUUUCCUCCAUUAGUGAGCUGCCCAGUUCAUAUAAGGGUCGAGCCUGGAUGAGCCGUUAACCCCAAAACUUGGGUCUGAGUCAACUCGCCGGAUUAGAUUCAUUGAUAAAUCUAAACAUUGGGAUUAUGAGGAUCAUAAGCUAUGCCGGUGUUACAAAACCCAGCUUUUUGCUUGUGCAUCCGGAGUUACCGGCACUUGCAUGGAAGCUACAAUUAACUUCUAUAUCGCCUCGAAUCCCUCGUACUCGUGAGAAGUUGGUUGGGUUGAUUACAAGGUCUCAGCAUUCUGAUACUGGUAGAACACAAGCAACCAGAUAUGCGGAUUCAUCUGUGUCAAAGACAAAGUCCAGUCGUUUGGGUCAGAGACAACGAGGCCCUUCAUCAUUGUAUAGUCGUCCUAGUCUUUUAGAUAUGAAGAACGACAAGGUGGCAAAUCGUGCCAGGGUUUAUGAUUUCUUACGAGGAAUUGGUAUUAUUCCUGAUGAGCUUGAUGGUUUGGAGCUUCCUGUUACAGUUGAAGUUAUGAGGGAGCGUGUGGAUUUUCUUCACAACCUGGGGCUUACAGUUGAAGACAUCAACAACUAUCCACUUGUUCUAGGCUGCAGUGUGAAGAAGAACAUGAUUCCUGUGCUUGAUUAUCUUGGGAAAUUGGGCGUUAGGAAAUCCACUUUCACCGAGUUCUUGAGAAGAUAUCCGCAAGUCUUACAUGCUAGUGUGGUUGUUGACCUUGCACCAGUGGUCCAGUAUCUUCAAGGAAUGGAUAUCAAGCCUGAUGAUAUUCCUCGUGUACUUGAAAGAUAUCCAGAAUUGAUGGGAUUCAAGCUUGAGGGAACCAUGAGCACGUCGGUGGCUUAUUUAGUUGGCAUUGGGGUUGCAAGAAGAGAGAUUGGAGGUGUUUUAACUAGAUAUCCUGAGAUUUUGGGAAUGCGUGUAGGUAGGGUGAUCAAGCCUUUUGUUGAGUAUCUUGAAAACUUGGGUAUUCCAAGAUUAGGGGUGGCUAGAUUGAUAGAGAAGCGGCCGCACAUUCUCGGGUUUGGAUUGGAGGAGAGUGUGAAACCAAAUAUUGAAUCUCUUUUGGAGUUUCAUGUUCGAAAAGAAUCACUUGCUUCUGUUGUUGCACAAUAUCCUGAGAUAAUAGGAAUUGACCUAAAGCCUAAGCUUUUGAGUCAACAGAGUUCACUCAAGUCAGUAAUUGAUUUGGGUCCGGAGGACUUCGGUAGAGUUGUUGAGAAGAUGCCACAGGUUGUUAGCCUGAGUGAUAAACCCAUGAUGAAGCAUAUCGAUUUCCUUAAGAAUUGUGGGUUCUCUUUGGAACAAAUGAGGAAGAUUGUCACUGGGUGCCCCCAGUUGCUUGCUUUGAAUCUUGACAUCAUGAAACUUAGCUUUGAUUUCUUUCAGAAAGAGAUGCAAAGGCCUUUGGAUGACUUGGUUGCUUUCCCAGCAUUCUUCACUUAUGGUCUGGAAUCCACCAUAAAACAAAGGCAUAAGAUGGUAACAAAGAAAGGGUUGAAAUGCUCUCUUGGAUGGCUUCUCAAUUGCUCUGAUGAGAAGUUUGAGCAACGGAUGGACUAUGACACUAUUGAAAUGGAUGAGAUGGAAUCAUCGCCAUCAUUCGACAUGAAUACUCUCACUGAACCAAGGAGUGAUGAGUCAGCUUCAGACUAUGAUAGUGAUGAUGAGUAUGCAUAGAAUCAUGAGUCAAUCCCAGGGGUUUUCUUGUAGAGUUUUCGAAUGUUAUAUUAUAAAAGCUAGUUUAUUUGCUCUUA
Molecule: messenger RNA, 1800 nt
Organism: Rosa rugosa (rugosa rose)
Lineage: Eukaryota; Viridiplantae; Streptophyta; Magnoliopsida; Rosales; Rosaceae
Product: transcription termination factor MTERF4, chloroplastic
Exons: 2
Coding region: 161-1723 (520 amino acids)
Biological process (GO): regulation of DNA-templated transcription
Molecular function (GO): double-stranded DNA binding
Source: RefSeq, a predicted model, not a curated record